Messenger RNA from Pestalotiopsis fici W106-1, 1707 nucleotides. RefSeq lists its product as uncharacterized. The coding region runs from base 1 to 1707 and encodes 568 amino acids. Gene Ontology annotation, molecular function: glycosaminoglycan binding; arylsulfatase activity; N-acetylglucosamine-6-sulfatase activity. Gene Ontology annotation, biological process: phenol-containing compound metabolic process. The record is from RefSeq and is a predicted model, not a curated record. NCBI's taxonomy places the organism in Eukaryota, Fungi, Ascomycota, Sordariomycetes, Amphisphaeriales, Sporocadaceae. The transcript has 6 exons.
AUGGUAUCAGGCACUUUCAAAGCCAUCUCUUGGCUGGCAGCGACAGCAGCUGCGAAAUGUACCAGCAGCAAACCAAACUUUGUCUUCAUCAUGACCGACGACCAAGACAUGCAUAUGAACUCUCUUGCGUAUCAACCGUCUGUCCAGAAACAUUUUGCAGAACAAGGCACAUGGUUUCAGAAGCACUUUUGCACAGUCUCUCAAUGCUGUCCUUCUAGGGUGUCUUUGCUAACUGGCAAGGCCGCACACAACACGAACGUCACGGAUGUUGUUGCUCCCUACGGUGGCUACACAAAAUUCAUCAGUCAGGGUCUCAAUGACAACUACCUACCAAUCUGGUUGCAGGGAGCUGGUUAUAAUACUUACUACACCGGAAAGCUCAUGAAUUCCCAUUCUGUCACUACAUAUAAUCAGCCAUUUGCCAAUGGCUGGAACGGGUCUGAGUUUCUAAUCGAUCCGAAUACUUAUGUGUACUAUAAUUCCUGCACGACGAGGAACAAGGGCCCUCCCACAUACCAUCCGGGAGAGUACUCAACCGACUUGAUCGCUUCCAAGGCGGUUGGGUUUCUUGAAGAGGCCAUUGCCGCAUCUGACCGACCAUUCUUUAUCGGCGUUACCCCAAUCGGACCCCAUGGAGAAGUCAUAGUAAACGGGACUGUACCCAGUUUCCGGGAUCCAGUGCCAGCCGUCCGUCACGAGAACCUUUUCCCGGGAGUCAAGGUACCGAGAACACCAAAUUUCAAUCCUGACGUUCCUGGAACUGCGAGCUACCUAAAGUUGAUGCCACAGCUGACACAGGACGAGGUGGACUUCAACGACGAGUUUUACAGAAAACGUCUCCAGGCCCUCCAAGCCGUAGACGACCUCGUAGAUACCAUCAUGACGCGGCUGGAGGCAUCCCCAGAAGUCAUGGCCAACACGUACAUAAUCUACACGGCCGACAAUGGCUACCACAUUUCACAGCACCGGCUUCCUCCCGGCAAAGCGUGUAAUAUCGAAGAAGACAUCAACAUUCCCUUUUUUAUCCGCGGCCCCGGCAUCGCCAAGGGCGCGGUCCAGACAUUCCCGACUACGCACACGGACAUCGUGCCGACAUUGUUCACCUUGGCCGGAAUCCCCUUACACGACGAUUUUGACGGGGAACCCAUCCCGGUUACGGACACAAUGCUGGCCGCCUCGGAGCCCAAGAGCGAGCACGUUAAUGUAGAGUUUUGGGGCACCAAUUUGCAAGAGGGACUUCUCUAUGCUGAUCGCAUGACUUAUACCAACAAUACCUACAAGCACGUGCGCGUCAUUGGUGAAGGAUACGACCUAGCAUUCGCCGUGUGGUGCACCAUGGACCAUGAGCUAUACGAUAUGAAGGCCGACCCCUUUCAAAUGAACAAUUUAUACGCUACAUCCGGCACCAUUGCCGGCUGGAACACGACGAGCUUGACGGCGCGCCUCAAUGGCCUCUUGCUCACCCUAAAGGCCUGCAAGGGCAAAGUGUGCACGCGGCCCUGGGAUACCCUGCAUCCACAGGGCGCCGUGAAAAAUCUAAAGGAUGCCAUGAACCCAGUCUAUGAUGACUUUUAUGAAAAUCAGCAGCAUGCAGUGACCUUUUCCGAGUGUGCACUUGGCCAAUUGCUCGAGUACGAAGGAGCUCUGGAGCCCGUUGCGUACAUGACGAAUGGGCAGAGGGACAUUCGCUGGGAGGAUUGGACGUAA